This is a messenger RNA of Seminavis robusta, 561 nucleotides long. Lineage: Eukaryota; Bacillariophyta; Bacillariophyceae; Naviculales; Naviculaceae. The record is from the annotation of a GenBank genome assembly.
AUGGGCGGGGUUGACGCCUUGAUCAACCAAGACGAUUCUGAACACAAUGGUUUGGCUGAAACCGUCAACGAACUGGAUACUCUAUGGAAUGACAACCAAAGCGGUACGCUAUCUUCCUUUGCAAACAAGGCUGACUUUGUUGCAUGGGCGUACAUUGCUGCAUUCUACUACACUGUGAGUCCAGAGCACGACCUUCCCUGGGUGCCUCUGAGAACCGGGAGGAACACGUAUACGUCCGGCAGAACGGAAGAUAUCCCUCCCAACUCUGGCUUUGGAAGCGGAGAUCAUGCCGCCGUUACGGAUUACUUUGCUACGAACUUUGGUAUGACGGAACGGCAAUUUGCCAUCCUGUUGGGAGCACACACACUGGGCGGUGCGGACGUGGACAAUAGCGGGUACGUCGGAGAUUGGACUGCGAGUGAGGAUCGGUUCAACACUGCAUUCUACAACGACAUGCAAGAUCCCCCGGGUGACAAUAAUGGCUGGGAGCAAGUCACUUGUCUCUGCUACUGGCAAGAAACAGUGGAGGACUGGAUGCACAAGCAAUGCUGGUACGGCUGA